AUGGAAGCGGCGCUGCGGCGGCGCCUGGACCAGCGCCGUGGACGCGCUGCAGCGGACGUGGACACAGAAGGGCGCACGUCAGAAGCAGACCGCACCAACGCCGGCAUCACCGUCCACAUCUACGAUGUGACUGGUAACGGCGCCGUUCAGCAGCUCAAUCAGGUGUUCCGGGCAGCUGGCACCGGUGCCUUCCAUGCAGGUGUCGAAGUCUAUGGUCGAGAGUACAGCUUCGGCUACUGCGAUGAAGGCUCUGGGAUCUUCGACUGUGAGCCCAAGGAGUGCAGCAGCCACAGCUACCGCGAGGCAGUUGACAUGGGCUUUACGGCUCUGAGUUGCGACGAGGUGAGGUCUGUCCUUGGCAGGCUGGCCUUGGACUGGCCGGGCACUGGAUACGAUCUUCUCCGCAGGAACUGCUGCAGUUUCUGCAACUUCCUCUGCAUCGAGCUGGGCGUUGGGCCGAUGCCAGCCUGGGUCUCGAACCUGGCAGCUGCCGGCGCAUCCCUCAGCGAUGCUGCGGAGAACCUGCGGCGGCGCGCUGCAGAGGUAGGCGGCGACCUGCAUCUUCAGACUCCAGCUGCGGAGGAGAUUGCAGCUGAACUUGGCUCCUGGGUUCAUCGUGCAGCCGAGCAGGUCAAGAUGCUGGACGAGGCAAACCAGUUCUCAAACCGUGCGCAGGAACUGGCGGAAGAAGCCGGCAACCAGGUCCGAGCGCUUGAUGAGUCCCAUGGCCUUAGCCAGAAGGCUGCUGCCUUGGUGGAAGCUGCGACUGUCCACAGCGAGGAUGCAGAGCAUCCUGGCUCCAAGAAGCCGGGUUGCAGUGCUGUUCGUCAAUUGGUGUUUAGUCAUGUGCUUUCCUGGUUGACGAAGUACGGCAUCCCAUGA
Molecule: messenger RNA, 882 nt
Organism: Symbiodinium necroappetens
Lineage: Eukaryota; Dinophyceae; Suessiales; Symbiodiniaceae
Source: the annotation of a GenBank genome assembly